GUUUGUUUCUCCUGUCGUGCCACAACUUUUCCCUCCGUCGCAAAAUACGGUCUGAGCAGCUCGCCAAAAAAAGACUCUAGAAUGGUUACCGAAGCACAGCUUAAGCCCUGGCUGCGGCCAGCUCUCAAGAGCUACAUCCUGACCAAUGCCAACGUCGUCGACGUGACCAACGGCUCCAUUCGCAAAGGGGCAACUGUCAAGAUCAAGGACGGCCUCAUCAUCUCGGUUGAAGAUACCCCCGACACCCUCUCCCAUGCCCAGAAUGAGGGAUCCGAGAUCAUCGAUUGCAAGGGCAAAUUCCUGAGUCCGGGGCUCAUUGACUCGCACGUCCACAUUAUGGCCGUCCCGGGCUUUGGGGAUCUCUCCAAGGCGUUUGGAAACCCCAACGAUGUAUCGGUGCUCCGUCAGCCGUACGUCUGCGCGCAAAUGCUAUACCGGGGUUUCACGACAGUGCGGGACUGUGGCGGCGCACUUCUGGCGCUGAAGGAGGCCAUCGAGGACGGUGUGUUCCCGGGCCCUCGGCUCUUCAUCGCAGGCCAUGCGCUCUCCCAGUCCGGGGGACAUGCAGACUACCGUGGGCCUCACGACGAUAGCAUGUGCUGCGGCGGCACCACCACUGGCUUGGGCAGGAUAGCAAAUGGGAUCCGGACCGGGGCGGACUUUAUCAAGAUUAUGGGUUCGGGUGGGGUGUCGAGUCCGACAGACAAGAUCGACCAUCUCCAGUUCACGGGGUCCGAGAUCAGAGCCAUGGUGGAAUGUGCUGCGAAUGCAGGGACAUACGUGACCGCACAUGCCUAUACGGCCCAGGCGAUACGACACUGCAUCGAGAAUGGUGCCAGGGGUAUCGAGCACGGCAACUUCAUCGAUGAGCCAACGGCUAAGUUGAUGGCGGAGAAAGGCUGUUUCUUGACACCGACCCUCGUAACGUAUGCUGAGAUGGCAUCGCCCAAGUGGAAAGGGUACCUGCCUCCAGAGUCUGUCUCGAAGAACGAAGCAGUGUUGCAAGCCGGCCUGCAGGCAUUAAAGACUGCCUCAGAUGCUGGCGUGACUAUCUGCUACGGGACGGACUUGCUUGGCCCCCUCGGAACGGCGCAAACAUAUGAAUUCUCCUUGAGAUCACGAGUCUUGUCACCACUGGCCGUGCUGCAGAGCGCGACCAUCAACCCUGCUCGUCUGAUCAAACGGGAAAAAUCACUGGGGCAGAUCAAGCCCGGGUUUGAGGCAGAUAUUUUGAUCCUUGAUUCCAACCCCCUGGAUGAUGUUACAAUCUUUGAUGAUCCUGAGAAGAACGUCCUGGCCGUGAUCAAGGAGGGUAGGAUACAAAAGAGCAGGUGGGAGGCUUUCAUAGAGGAUGCGAUUUCACCAGUGCGAAUCAAGCCAUCCAUAUAA
Messenger RNA from Diaporthe batatas, 1389 nucleotides. RefSeq lists its product as uncharacterized. The record is from RefSeq and is a predicted model, not a curated record. The transcript has 2 exons. Lineage: Eukaryota; Fungi; Ascomycota; Sordariomycetes; Diaporthales; Diaporthaceae. The coding region runs from base 82 to 1389 and encodes 435 amino acids. Gene Ontology annotation, molecular function: hydrolase activity, acting on carbon-nitrogen (but not peptide) bonds.